CCGCAUCGAGCCUUCCUCGCUUCAGAUUGUGGCCCAGUGCUUGUGGCGGACGCAAUGGCACCGGACGUGUUUUACCCGGCGGCUGGCACGGCGUCCAAGGCGCACUGCUCGUCGAUGCAGCAGUACCGCCAAAUGCACGCGCGCUCGCUCGAACAGCCCGAACAGUUCUGGGGACAGAUCGCCGAGCAGUUCCACUGGGAGGCGCCGACCAAGGGCAAAUUCUUCGAGUUCAACUUCGACAUCCGCAAGGGACCAGUGUUCGUCAGGUGGAUGCACCAGGCCUCCACCAACAUCUGCUACAACCUGCUCGACCUCAACGUCAAAAAGGGACUCGGAGACAAGGUCGCCUUCUAUUGGGAGGGCAACGACCCCGAGGACUACACGCGUGUGACCUACAAGAAGCUGCUGGAGCAGGUGUGCAAGUUCGCCAACGUGCUGAAGAGCCAUGGCGUGGACAAGGGCGACCGCGUGGCCAUCUACAUGCCGAUGGUGCUCGAACUGGUCGUCACCAUGCUCGCGUGCUCCCGCAUCGGCGCCGUCCACUCCAUCGUGUUUGGUGGAUUCUCGGCUGACUCGCUGGCCGAACGGAUGCACGACUGCAGGGCGAAAAUCCUCGUCACCGCCGACGGCGUUUGGCGUGGCGACAAACUCCUCCUUUUGAAGGAAAUCUGCGACACUGCUCUGGAGAAGUGCUCCGGCCUCGGUCACAACGUGGAGCGAUGCGUGGUGGUGUCGCACCUGAGCCGGCUGAGCAACGCCCACUCGCAGAAGGCGCCGGGCCAGAAGAGCGCCGCGCACACCACGCCGUUCACGCCCGGCCGAGACCUCUGGUGGGACGACGAGAUGAAGGCCGCCGCCACCUUCUGCUACCCCACCUGGGUCGACGCUGAGGAUCCGCUUUUCAUGCUUUACACCAGUGGUUCAACGGGCAAACCAAAGGGUGUGUUGCACACGACAGCCGGGUAUUUGCUGUACGCGGCGACGACCUUCAAGUACGUGUUCGACUACCACCCUGGCGAUGUUUACUGGUGCACUGCCGACAUUGGGUGGAUCACGGGACACACCUACGUCGUCUACGGACCCCUCGCCAAUGGAGCCACCUCAGUCAUGUUUGAGGGGACGCCAUUCUACCCCCACAACGGCCGUUACUGGGAGGUAAUCGAGAAGUACAAAGUGAACCUGUUCUACACGGCGCCGACGGCGAUCAGGGCGCUGAUGAAGUUCGGCAACGAGCCUGUCAAAAAGUUCGACAUGCGGUCGUUGCGGGUGCUGGGCUCCGUUGGAGAGCCGAUCAACCCCGAAGCAUGGCUCUGGUACUACCGGCUUGUCGGUCAGAACAAGUGCUCCAUCGUGGACACCUUCUGGCAGACGGAGACGGGUGGACACGUGCUCACACCGCUUCCCGGCUGCACGCCAAUGAAGCCUGGAUCAGCAACUUUCCCUUUCUUCGGGGUGAAGGCCGAGCUGCUUGACGAGGGUGGCAAGGUGAUCGAGGGCCCUGGCGAGGGCUACCUGGUCUUCAGCCGACCCUGGCCCGGCAUCAUGCGCACCCUCUUUGGCAACCACGACAGAUUUGAAAGUACUUACUUCAAGAGAUUCCCCGGAUACUACUGCACAGGCGACGGUGCACGUCGGGACGAGGACGGCUAUUUGUGGGUGACUGGUCGGAUGGACGACAUGCUGAACGUGUCUGGACACUUGCUGAGCACUGCUGAGGUCGAGUCAGCGCUGGUCGAGCAUCCUGACGUUGCCGAGGCCGCCGUCGUGUCGCACCCGCACCCCGUCAAGGGCGAGUGCCUCUACUGCUUCAUCACACCCAACGAGGGCGCACCCUUCACCGCCGCUCUCGUCGCACAACUUAGGAAGAAAGUUCGUGAAAAGAUUGGUCCUUUCGCUUCCCCGGAGGUGGUGCAGCACGCGCCAGGGCUGCCGAAGACCAGGUCGGGCAAGAUCAUGCGGCGGGUGCUGCGCAAGGUGGCGCUGAACGAACGCGACGUCGGCGACAUCUCAACGCUGGCCGACGAGGCCAUCGUCGACAUCCUCUUCAACAACCGGCCCGCCGAGGCCUCGAAAUUGCACAAAGCGUGCUAAAAAAUUAACUGUUAGAAAUAACCCCCGUGGAAAAUUAAAAAAAAAAUUAUAUAAUUUCGGGCGAAACCCGUGUUGCGAAACUUGUUUGCCAUGCAAAUGAUUUCAUUCGAUCGACAUAUAUAUUUUUUCUUCUCAUAAAAUUUUGAACGAACUUGGUUGUGAUAUUCAGAAGCAGGAAUAAGCUAGGGCAGGUGCUCAUAAUUUAUUAUUAAGAAGUCUCGGCUGGCUGAUUGCGUUCCAGUGCACAUAUCAACGCCUGGCAUUGCCAUUUAAAUCGCACACAGGCGUUAGCUAGAAGAAUUAAAGUGUUGAAAUACAUAGUAGCAAGUAAGGUUGAAGUGACGGCCUUCGAUGUGGUGAUAAUAAAAAUCUCUCGUGGCAGCGAAACGCACCAAGUUGUAUCAAGCACUGGUUAAAUGAGUUAGUCGUUAGUUCCAGUCUAAUUUUAAGAUAUAAAAUACCAUAUGACAUUCAAAUUAAUGAUAAAUAAUCCAAGCCAAGUGCACAAUGUUAUACGCAGCACUGUCUAAUCAUCCGUAUAAAUGUCUAAAUAAUGAAUAAUAUUUUUGAUGUCGGACCAAAAUGAAAAAAAAUACGUGUAAAACUGCCAAAAUUGUUCAGAAAGAGGAAUAAAAAUUCAGGAAUCGUGUUAAACAGACACAAA
This is a messenger RNA of Cloeon dipterum, 2755 nucleotides long. It is a transcript of the gene AcCoAS, whose product is annotated as acetyl coenzyme A synthase. The record is from RefSeq and is a predicted model, not a curated record. The transcript is spliced from 10 exons. The coding region runs from base 55 to 2091 and encodes 678 amino acids. NCBI's taxonomy places the organism in Eukaryota, Metazoa, Arthropoda, Insecta, Ephemeroptera, Baetidae. Gene Ontology annotation, molecular function: acetyl-CoA synthetase activity; AMP binding.